Messenger RNA from Lucilia cuprina (Australian sheep blowfly), 676 nucleotides. Its product is annotated as skin secretory protein xP2. The coding region runs from base 49 to 567 and encodes 172 amino acids. The transcript is spliced from 2 exons. The record is from RefSeq and is a predicted model, not a curated record. Lineage: Eukaryota; Metazoa; Arthropoda; Insecta; Diptera; Calliphoridae.
UCCAACUUUAAACACACUAGAAAAAUUAGAAUCGAAACUUCUUCAAAAAUGAAAUUCUUCAUUGUUGCUCUUGUUUUGGUGGCCGGCGUUUGCGCUGAUGUUUCUGAAUUAGGUUACGAUUAUCAACAACCUGCUCCAGCAGCUCCAGUACAAAACUUUGUUCCCGCUCCUGAACAAAGUUAUAUUCCUCCUGCUGCUUCUGCCCCUGCUCCCGUUCAUCAUCACCCAGCCCCUGCCCCCGCUCCUGUUCACCCCGCCCCUGCUCCCGUUCACCACGCUGCCCCAGCUCCCGUUUAUCAUCACCCCGCCCCUGCUCCAGCUCCCGUCCAUCACGCCGCUCCUGUUGAAACUCCCGGUUACCAUCUCCCAGCUCCAGUCCAACACCAUGCUCCUGCCCCAGCUCCCGUUCAUCACGCCGCUUCUGCUCCAGCUCCCGUUUUCCAUCAACCCGCUGCAUCUGCCCCUGCUCCAGCUCAUGAUGAUGGUUACUCUUACUCUCAACCUCAAGCUGAUCAAGGUUACAGAUAUAAGACUGUCCGUCGCGUUGUCUACAGACACCGUGCUUAAACUGUGAUCCCAUUUCAUUAAACAUUUUUUAAUUGACUACCGUGACUGUAUUGAUAAGAUUCCCCCAUUUUUGAAGAAAUCAAAAUAAAAUUGUUUGUUAUACAUUUAA